Amorphotheca resinae ATCC 22711 is the source of this 1098-nucleotide messenger RNA. RefSeq lists its product as hypothetical. The record is from RefSeq and is a predicted model, not a curated record. Bases 1 to 1098 code for a protein of 365 amino acids. The transcript is spliced from 4 exons. NCBI's taxonomy places the organism in Eukaryota, Fungi, Ascomycota, Leotiomycetes, Helotiales, Amorphothecaceae.
AUGUCUGAUGAUGAGGCCGACCCUGAGCUCUUAGACUUUCUCCGUCAGCACUUUCAAAAGACAGAUCUACCACCAGCCAAACCGGAAACGCAUGUUUUGGAGGGGGCUGAAUAUGUCUAUGACAAUGCAACUGAUGUGGCUCUGGACUCACAGUCCACAAGGGCAGCGGCCGCCAUGAUCUAUGAGCAAAUGCAGAAGCGGGAGUAUUCGACCAAAACCUGGUCGUCCCAUGAGCUGCACCCUAAAACCAAGGAUGAAAGUACAGUUGCUUUCAUUUUUACCAUAGACUUGCUGAACUUUUCUUUCUGGUCCGAAAAGGAUGACGAGGAACGCUUUGCAAUCGAAUACAAGGGCAAGAGAUGGACGGGUUACUGGAGCCUGGUGGCUGCCCUGCAACGGGCACUCGAUGAGGAAAUUCCCAUCACAUCUUCGGAUUUCUGGCAAAACGAAGAGGAGUGUACCGAGGAACUCCUAAAACAUGUCUUCAGGAGCUCAACUGAAGAAGAGAUACCCAUGUUUCAUGAGAGAAUGGCCUGCCUACGGGAGGCAGGGCAGGUCCUAUACGAGAAAUAUGAAAGUAGCUUCACCAAGUGCAUAGAAGUUGCAAAUCGCUCUGCUGCCGCCCUGGUCAACCUUUUAGCAGAGGACUUCCCCUGCUUUAAUGAUGUUGUAUCAUUUGAGAACCGGAAGAAUGUACGGUUUCUUAAACGAGCCCAAAUAUGUGUAGCAGACUUGUGGGCGGCGUUCAACGGAGAGGGCUUUGGAGAAUUCGAAGACAUUGAUAAGAUCACUAUGUUUGCAGACUACAGAGUCCCACAGAUGCUAAAUACUUUGGGAUGUCUAUGGUACAACCCUUCUCUUGCCAAUGCCAUACGUCAGAAGAGGAUUAUAGAAAGUGGUCACACUUGGGAAAUUCAACUGAGAGGGUGUAGCAUAUGGUGCGUGGAAUUGAUCCGGAGGGAAAUACUUCGAAAUCAUCCGGAUGCCAAGGUAAACGCGAUCCUGAUCGAUUUCUUCCUAUAUGAUACGAUGAAGGAGCAAGAGUUGGCAGGGCAGGAAAAGAUACCCCAUCACCGCACUAGAAGCAUUUGGUAUUAA